This is a messenger RNA of Mytilus trossulus (common blue mussel), 5665 nucleotides long. Its product is annotated as hepatocyte growth factor receptor-like. The transcript has 21 exons. Gene Ontology annotation, molecular function: protein binding; ATP binding; transmembrane receptor protein tyrosine kinase activity. Lineage: Eukaryota; Metazoa; Mollusca; Bivalvia; Mytilida; Mytilidae. Gene Ontology annotation, cellular component: plasma membrane; signaling receptor complex. Gene Ontology annotation, biological process: multicellular organism development; protein phosphorylation; cell migration. The record is from RefSeq and is a predicted model, not a curated record. The coding region runs from base 101 to 3952 and encodes 1283 amino acids.
GAAUUUCCUGAAGUUGAAGUAAUACAAGUGGUUUAAAUUACCAGGAAAUAUUAUUUGUUCAAUAUGUGUAAAGAUAAUAUCCAAAUUGCAGAAAAGAAACAUGUAUAUCCGAUUGGCAGUUUUUCAUUUGGUAUCAGUAAUACUCACAACAACUGCUUUCUACCAGAAGUACACUGUACAGAGAAAAUAUGAGCCACUAUCCAAAAUUAUUAUGAAUGAAGAAAGUAGAAGUUUAUAUGUAGGAGGAAACAACACUCUUCUUCACUUUGACUCUGACCUUACACUAAAGAAACAAGAUAUCAUAGGCCCUGUCAACGAUAGUAAACAAUGUAAUCCUUUUGACAACUCUUGUAUCUUCAUGAGAUACAGAACAGUCAAUAACCAUAUUAGUAUAUUAAAGUCAUUCCGAAACUCCCUGAUCGUGUGUGGAACAGCGCUCCAAGGAAUAUGUUACAUGUACAAUGCCGCUUAUAUAAAUAUCAGAAAUCCAUUUGGUGAGGAUAAGAAGAAUUAUCUUGGAAGUAAAAAUUCAUCUGUCAUGCUCAUCACAAAGGACACAGAUGGUACUGAUAUGUUUUUCAUUGGUCAAAGCUUCGACGGCAGAAAAACAGACUUCUUUUCCAAUAUGUUUGCAACAUUUGACAUUUCCAAAUCUAAUAAGAAUUGGAACUUUGAUCAUUAUGCCGUUAACACUUUUCUCUCCGUAUGUGAAACAAAGCGUGAACACUUUAAAAUAAAGUUUUUACAUUCUUUUGAAGCUUCAGAUUUUAUUUUUCAUGUUUUCAUUCGAUCAAUUAACGACUCAGGAACCAUUUCAUAUGAAACGAGGAUAUCAAAAUUAUGCAAGGAAAGCAUGACUUACAGUUCUUAUGAAGAAAUGCCGAUUUCCUGUAAAACUCCAACGAAGUAUGACAUCGGAAUAGCAGCCCAUUACGACGUCGGGCGUAAAAAGCUAUAUAUGACGUUUGGUGUGAGUGCAUACAAUGUUGACAGGAUUCAAGCCGACAGUACUCAAGGUUCAGUUAUUUGUGUCUUCCAAAUUGAUGAAAUUAAGGCAAAGUUUGAUCGUGAGGUGUUAUCGAAAUGUUUUGCAAAUACGCCAUCAGGGGGGACACCAUCAUGGCAUUGCCAAUCCACCACAUGCGCAUCUGCUUCUGCUUAUGAGGAACACAAAACGGGUUCUUUAAUAUCAUCAUGUUCCCAGCGAAAAAUGGAAUUUGGAACCGAGGCUCAUGGUGAAGGUUUCAGUAAAACAGCAGUUUAUCAGAUCUCUGGUGAACUUUUGACCUCUGUUCUGCCAUUUGGAAAUAGUUCUGCAGACAUUAUUCUUGCUGGAAGUAAUACUGGAUUUUUAAGAAAGAUACUGGUAACACAGAAUAAAGCGUACGUUACAUUUGACGUAAGUGGUGACAGAAAUAUUCCAGUUGCUAAUGAAAUGGUUCUAGAUACACACAGUGACCUCUACCUAUUGACAGGACACAAGAUCACAAAACUGUCGAUGACGUCAUGUGAAAUACAUCAGACAUGUGGUGAAUGUGUAACCAGUCAUGAUCCACUUGGAUGCGGGUGGUGUUUCGAUCACUGUUCUACACGAACGAAGUGCCAAUACAAUAUGUGGCACACUCAAUCUUGUCCGCCAUUUGUUCAAGGUAUUAACCCAGAAAAUGGACCACUUGAAGGAUCAACAACAUUAACUAUAACAGGAGAGAAUUUUGGUUCAAACAAAAACACUGCUAAUGUAUCCAUUGGAAAUGAAACGUGUUUGAUCAAGAAAAUAAAUGAUACAAGAAUAUUGUGUUUGACAAGUAGAGUAAGAUUACAUGUUUCUGCAGCUGUAAAAGUUAGAGUGACUAAUGCGACAUCCACAUUCUAUCGAAUAAAUGGUGAAUCGGAACAAAGAGGCAUAUUAUUUGAACAUACACAUUCUAUUAUCAAGAAUAUCUUUCCAAUGAAGGGACCACUUUCAGGCAACACAACGCUAACUAUCACGGGUGAUAAGUUUGAAAUUGGAUCUAGCCUUUCCGUGAAAGUUGGUAAGAUGAAGUGUGAUAUACAAACGAAAAAUGACACAGAAAUUGUAUGCCGGACACAAUCUUGUGGAUCAUGCCCACGAGUUUAUGAUGGAGGAAAUCUUGAACUUUCAUUGUGUAGGUACAGUGGAGAUAUUUUAGUAGCGAUUGAUGGAGCAGCAUAUCAGCUUUUGGAGAACAAGACAUUUUGCUACAUGCCAAACCCAGAGAUAAUUCAGCCUCUAUCACGAAAUAGUAUUAUGAAAAGUGGAGGUUUAAACAUAGAAGUUCAUGGAAAGUGGUUUGAUUCUGUAACUUACCAUGGUAUAAUGAUAAGUGUUGGUGAUUCUCAAUUUAGUUCGUCUUGUAGAAUGAAAUAUUCCGGAUCACUAUUGAUUUGUUCUACUCCCAAUUUGAGUCCCGAACUGAACAACUCUGCAGAAGUCAUCGUUGGCCGAUUGGCUGUUAUGUUAGACAACAAUACUGUAGCCUCAACCACAUUCAUGAUUUAUCCUGACCCAGAAUUAGACUACCUAGAUAUUGACACUCAAUUGAAAGAUAUUGAAAUGAAUGACAAACUUUUAGAACUAAAGGGGCAAUAUCUGAAUUCGGCAGCUAGAGAAGAAGAUUAUAUUAUAGAAAUAAACGGAUCACGUUGUCCUGUGAUUGAACUCCAUCAAAUGUAUUUGAUUUGUAAUCUUUCUAACAUAGUUCACAUUAAAGAUGUCCCACUUCCUGUUGAGGUAUCUGUAGGUCUUAACUGGAAGUCGCAUUUAGGGUACUUGAAGUUUUGCCAUGUAGAAUUACGUCGGAACCAAUUACAUGUUCAACUUGCUGCAAUAUGUUUAGGCACUUUUACUGUUAUGAUUUUAUGUCUUAUUUGCGUCAUGCGCAAGAAACACUUAGGAGUGUUUCGAAAGAAGACAAUAGAAGAGUUUUCUGUUGCUUAUCUCAACAACACAGAAACAGGAGGCCUCAUGGAUCCGCCAUAUGAUACAGGUAAUUUAUCUGCUGAGCAAGGAUCGCCUAUUAAUGUAAAUAAGAAAGGACAGAGCGUUACAGAUAUGAUUGUUGAAGGGACAUCGUUCGACGCGAUUGGAACUGCUGACAUGCUGAAGCAGCAGAAUAUUUUUAUUGAACGCGAUUUAGUGAGACUUGGGGAAGAUAUUGGCCAUGGUAAUUUUGGAUGUGUAUACAAGGGUUAUCUGUUGUCAUUAGAAGAAAAGGAAGAACGAUUUGUUGCCGUUAAAACUGUUCUAAAAACAGAAGUACAGGACAUAAACGCAAUCCUUAAUGAAGCUCUGAUCAUGAAAGAUUUUGAUCAUCCAAAUGUGUUGUCACUAAUUGGUAUUUCUGUUGCCCCUGGUGAAUUCCCGUUGGUUAUUAUUCCAUUCGUGACAAAUGGAGAUCUACUGUCUUAUAUUCGUAGUGAUGACAAUAAGCCAACUGUCAAAGACCUGGUGAAUUUUGGACUAGAUAUUGCUAGGGGCAUGGAAUAUCUCGGCAGCAUAAAAUUUGUACACAGAGAUUUAGCAGCCAGAAACUGCAUGGUAGAUGAAGACUUGAAAGUGAAAGUAGCAGACUUUGGAUUGGCUAGAGAUAUUUAUACCAAAAACUACUAUAGCAGUGACAAUAAGAAAAUGUUACCAGUAAAAUGGAUGGCUCCUGAGAGUUUAGAAAAUGGCACGUAUGGCACACAGUCAGAUGUUUGGUCUUUCGGUGUCGUGAUGUGGGAAUUAAUAACUAGAGGUUCUGCACCAUAUUGCGACGUAAACAACUGGGAUAUGCAUAAAUAUUUACAGUCUGGCAGGCGCCUAAAAAGAACUGAUUUCUGCCCACCGCCAUUGUAUGAUAUUAUGAUGAACUGUUGGGAAUUUGACCCUGACAACAGACCAACUUUUCGGGAGAUAAACCAGACGAUUACAGGAUUAGUGGAUCAGUGAAUUUAAUGGCGGGAACAUUGACCGAUUUUCAUGUUGAGAUUUCAUUCAAUAUGACUAAAUGUAAAUAUUUCAUAAUGUGCUACUCUCAAAAGGAACCCUACCGAUGUCUAUUUUACAAGAUAUCUUUUUUUGUUAUUCAACAACACAGUAUCCAUUAUAGUGUACACAGGCGGAAUUGUUUUAGUUUAAAAAUCUUUUCAAACAUAUGUUUGUGUUUCACAUAUAAAAAAUGGAGUUCAUAAAACAUAAUUUUUUACCAUUUGUUUCAUUUUCCUCGUUUUGUUGUUGUGUUAUGAGGUCUAUUGUUUGUCCCUUUCUUUUUUAGACAUGGCGUUGUCAGUUUAUUUUCGACGUAUGAGUUUGAAUGUCCCAUUGGUAUCUGUCGCAUCUUUUUUAAGCUUUGAUAAGAAUGAUUAAAUAUUUCUUUGUUUUUUGUCUGUUAAACGUCUAUUGUGACUUGGUUGUUUAUAUAUUGUUAUCUAACAUACCAGGCUUGUAAUUUAAUAAUCAGACGCGCGUUUCGUCUACAUAGGACUCAUAAGUGAUCAAAAUAGUUGGAAAUCCAAAAUAAGUAUUAAGUUGAAGAGCAUGGAGGACCAUAACAUUAAAAAAAAAAGUGCCAAAUACGGCUGAGGAUGCCUAGGAUAAGAAAAUCCUUAGUUUUACAACAGACAUUUUUAAGGUAUAUACAUCAAAAUUGAAUUGCAUAUUUAUAUUUUGGAAUGCAUAUGUUUUGGAUUUUUACAUUCUAAUAGGAAUAUAAAUGUGUAAUCUCAUUGGUGUAUAUAAGAAUGAAGAAACACAUAAAUUCAAAGAACAUGGAUUGACCUCUCUGAAUGAUUUAAAAACUUGUUAUCUUCUGUUCAAAGCGUGAAAUUUUUUAUCAUCACAUGUAAACAUUUCAUAAAUGUCAUAUUCAUAAACAUUCCAAAAUAUUUCCUGUACAUAUAAUUACAUGUACCUUAAUCGUCCAGUUUAAAUGCUAAGUGCUCUUUGUUUACAAAAAUUGAGAAAUAUAUCCUUCGGUAAUAGAAGACUACGUUGAUUUUAUAAUAAGAUUACAAAAAUCAUUAUGAUGUUUAAUAGAAUCAUCCUAGAGACACUCAACCCUGAAAUUUGACAAUGCAAGUAAAUUAAGCCCAUACUAGGCUAAAACUUUCAUAUAAUUUAUCUAUAUGAAAUAGAAAAAUAUAACUUUAUUGAAUGUGAAAAAUAUUUUGUUUUUGUUUAAAUUCUUAUUAUUACUGACGUCAAAUUGGUUUUAUCUAUGAUUAUUAAAGAUCGCAAUUAACUAACAGAACUGUACGAGAUUUUUAUGCAAGCAGAACUAUGUCUCUUCUUUUAUUUUGUUAUAUACACGAUUAAUUUUUAUCUCUAUUUUUGUUUUAUGGUACAGAUGACCCGGAAAUCCCUUAUGCCAUAUUUUGAGGGAAUGGUCAAUCGGAACAACACUUAAAAAAUCAUAAUUAGAAUUCAUUGUUUCGAAACCCAUGAAUCAUCCUUUUUACAAAUCUUCCUUAUAUUUUUUUGAUAUUAUCUAUUUAUAAUUUUCUCAUGUUUUUUUUAGUGUGAUGUGCUUUGACUUUUAUAUGAAUUUCUUUUGAAAUUAUAUAAUGUGCAUAUCUCGUUAUAAUAUAUGAAAAACUGAUAUAUGUGUAAUAUAUGUGAUUAUAUUUUUUGUACAUUAAUAAAUCUGUUUUUUUCUCGUUUAAA